AUGGUCGGAUUGGACGCCGCUGGCAAGACCACGGUCCUUUACCGGCUGAAGCUGAAUGAAGUGCUGAUGACGAUCCCGACGAUAGGCUUCAACGUAGAGACCGUGGAGUACAGAAACUUGCGCCUCACCGUUUGGGAUAUUGGUGGUCAAGACAUCAUCCGACCACUCUGGAGGCAUUACUUCCUUGGUACCCACGCGAUGAUAUUUGUUGUGGACAGCUCUGAUCACAAGCGCAUGCAGGAAGCAAGGGAGGAGCUCUGGACCAUGUUAAAGGAGCCUGACUUCACGCCCCAGGCGCCGGUGCUGAUUUUGGCCAACAAGCAGGAUCUCCCCGAUGCCAUGUCAGCCAAAGAGGUCACCGAACAGUUGGGCCUCUCUGAGCUUCGAGGCCGAGCAUUCCACGUGCAGCCCAGCAGCGCACCCAAAGGUGAAGGUCUCUUCGAAGGAUUGGACUGGCUGUCAAGAGCCAUGACGAAGCGCGACUCUGCCGUGUCGCUUCGGUGGAUGUAA
This is a messenger RNA of Durusdinium trenchii, 510 nucleotides long. The record is from the annotation of a GenBank genome assembly. NCBI's taxonomy places the organism in Eukaryota, Dinophyceae, Suessiales, Symbiodiniaceae.